Messenger RNA from Porites evermanni, 3358 nucleotides. NCBI's taxonomy places the organism in Eukaryota, Metazoa, Cnidaria, Anthozoa, Scleractinia, Poritidae. The record is from the annotation of a GenBank genome assembly.
AUGUACUGUUUGUUUUGUUAUCCUACAGGAGUAUUUACAGCAGCAUUUGAUUGUCAAAUUGAGUGGUUAAUUGUGAAAGGAAUAGCUGACUAUGCAAAUGGUUCCCAGUUAGCUUCAGAGAGUUGGUCUUCCUGUGCAAGUGUGAUGGCAGCAUCUCUUGUUGCACACAUGUUGAAUGAACCCUGUGUUUUCCAUUCAUGGCCUCAUUAUCAAGGUAAUCAUACUAUCAUAAAGUGCUGCCACAUCUUGGCAUCUGAUUUAUUGAAUCCAUUGUUGGGUUCGUUCCAUAGUACAUAGUAAUCCCCCCUCCCCUCCCCUAAUUAUUCUUUACGAAUAAUUGAUAGACUGUAUUAAUCAAUCACAACUGUGAAACUUCGUGUGGAAUGAUCCAGGAUGGCUUCAUACCAACUGGAAGUUUGCAUUUUAUUCUGAUCCUCCAUACAUGACCUUAAACCUUCUUGUACUUGAGCUUUUCCACUUGGUUUUGUAGUUCUCUAUGGAGAGCUGAUACCAUCGUCUUUUCUAAAUUAAUUGAGCCCCCCCACCACAUCUCAAAGAAGGAGGAUUUACGGUAGUGAUAUUUUGACAUUUGACAUGCAUAUUUUAGACAGUGGUGAAAAUAUUAUUAUUAUUAUCGUUUUAUUCGUCAUCAGUGAAUUAAUAAAAUAUCAAUUUUGUUAUCAAACUAAUGAGUGUUUUUUCUUCAGGACCGCAACCACAAGAGUUAAUCACCCACUAUGAUGAAACCUCAGUCGCUCCUUUCAUCGAACGUAUGAAGAAACAUGUCCGAGAUGUCACUGACAAACCUUACAGAGACCUCAAAUCACCUUUUCAUAAUCCAGGCGAAGGACCUAGAAGAGAUCUAAAACUUGACGAAGUCUUCACCAAUUUGAUUGUUUAUAAAGGGAGAGCGAAGUAUGACUUUUCAGGAGACAGAGUGGAACAGCUAAACGAGUACCACAAAGCCAAUGAAAGUUUACGACCAACACCGCCAGGAGAUAUUUUUAAUGCUAAAGAGCAGAAGAUUCUUGUUGUCGGUCGUCCUGGAAUUGGAAAAACCAUGUUUAGCACAAAGAUUCUUCGCAACUGGGCGUCCGAUAACCUUUUCAACGAAACACAAAAAUCGCAAGUCGAUUUUAAAGUUGCCUUUCUCAUUAAGCUGAGAAUGUUUAACUCUAGAAACCAAGAACUAAAUCUUCGCGAGAUUCUGGAUCACUCAGGGUAUUCAACCGCUCUUUCCGAAGAGCUCUGGAACUACAUCCGCCACAACCCAGAGCGAGUACUGUUGAUUUUUGAUGGAUUUGACGAAUAUUCUGGUAGGACCAAAAUAAAUGAAGAUGACAUUCCGUACAGAAACAGUGAAGAGGAAAGGAUACCUGUUUAUUUCCUUAUGAAGAAAAUAGUAGAGGGAAAAAUUCUUACCGGUGCGACAAUCCUAACGACUACAAGACCCAAUGCCGUGUCAUGUAUCGCAAGUCUUCACUUCGACAAAACAGUUGAAAUUCUGGGAUUCUCAACUGAGCAAGUAAAUAAUUAUGUAGAGAAGUUUACAAAGGAGGCGGACAAAGCGGAAACCAUAAAGCAACACAUCACCAGUAACUUAAACCUUCUAGCCUUCUGUUACAUUCCUGUAAAUUGUUUCAUCAUUUGUUCAUGCUUGUUAGAGUUGCUUGUCAACACUAGCAUAACCAGCCUCCACUACCUCCCAACAAGACUGACAGAAAUAUACUCCACUGCAAUGAAGUUGUUUUACUUUAGUUACGAUGAUGGUCAGUAUCGCUACAAUAAAACUGAAGGACAACAGUUCUUCCUUAAACCGUUUAAGAAACUGCCCUCCUCGGUGCAAGAGGUGUUCACAAGUCUGGGAAAAAUUGCUUUUAAUGGCAUUCAAGAGGGAAGAUUAAUUUUUGAAUCGCACGAGGUUAACAGCCUAGAGAGUAAUGGCCUGUUUCACCGUUUACCUGAUACUAAAGACCAUCCUUUAGCAGAGCCAAGACCGCAGUAUUGCUUUAUACACCUUACCAUGCAGGAGUUCUUCGCGGCGAAGUAUUUGGUAGACACGUACAGUUCCGAAGAACUGGGGACCUUUGUUUCCGAUCACAUCCAGGAUGGCGCGUGGAAGGUUGUGAUGCAGUUUGUGGCUGGACUGCUGACUGAACAAGACGGGCAAUCAACAGAUAUUUUCAGCGACCUUCUUCCCUCGAAAACUGUUACUAAAGAAGUUGAAAUCAAGAUGAAUGAAGAUUCAGAGGAACGAAUUGAAACACUAACCCGUUGGCCAGCUGACGAUGAAGACAGGGAUUUAGUGGUAACGCUAUUCAACUGCAUGUGUGAGAACAAUGCCUCUGAUCGAGAAGUUCAAAAGAAACUGGCGAAAAUUGGUUGUAAUGCGCUUGAUUUUGUUGGAUGUAACCUGUCACCUCUUGACUGUUUAGCAUUAGUGCAUGCACUUAAAUCUGUUGAAGGAAUUUUGGAUUUUGAUUUAAGCUCCAACAACCUUCAGUCGCUAGGAUGUAUUGAGAUUGCGAAGUUGUUACCUGGCAACCAACACAAUCAGGGUUUUUGCGAACUAAAAAGAUUAGACCUCUGGAAUAACAACAUAACUGAUGAAGCAGUUAAACAUUUAUCCACAGCACUCACACACACUAACUGCAAACUAAACAGCUUAAACCUCGGGAAUAACAACAUAACUGAUGAAGCAGUUAAACAUUUAUCCACAGCACUCACACACACUAACUGCAAACUAAACAGCUUAAACCUCGGGUAUAACAACAUAACUCAUGAAGCAGUUAAACAUUUAUCCACAGCACUCACACACACUAACUGCAAACUAAACACCCUAUUAGACCUCAGUCACAACAACAUAACUCAUGAAGCAGUUAAACAUUUAUCCACAGCACUCACACACGCUAACUGCAAACUAAACACCUUAGACCUCAGUCAUAUCAACAUAACUAAUGAAGCAGUUAAACAUUUAUCCACAGCGCUCACACACACUAACUGCAAACUAAACAGGUUAAACCUCGGGGGUAACAACAUAACUGAUGAAGCUGUUAAACAUUUAUGUACAGCACUCACACACACUAACUGCAAACUAAACAGCUUAUACCUCGAGAAUAACAACAUAACUGAUGAAGGGGUUAAACAUUUAUCUACAGCACUCACACACAAUAACUGCAAACUAAUCAGCUUAAACCUCGGUGAUAACAACAUAACUAAUGGGGUUAAACAUUUAUCUACAGCACUCACACACACUAACUGCAAACUAAAGAGCUUAGGCCUCUGGGGUAACAACAUAACUGAUAAAGGUAAAAAUCUCCUAAACUCAAUGAACAUAAACUGUAAAGUAAAAUUCUAA